AUGUCUGGAUCCACCGGGAAGAUGCUCCACCAAGUUUUCGGAGGCGGUGACACCUUCGGGGGAGCUAGUCCCAAAGUCGGCGUUUCACCCCGGGAGCAUCUCUCACCGUUGAAGAUAUUCGUCCUUGCCAAGAAGGAAAUUAAUUCAACAUUCGGUGACAUCUCGAAAUAUGUCUCGGAGGGCGGCGAAUUCCUCUCUUCCCUGGAAUUGGAUAAGAUGCCGGUCAUCGACAAUGCCGAUAGAGAAACAGUACUAGCUUUCCCCGACAAAGUCCGCGGCAUUCGUGAGGUUUUGGCCCGGGACCACAUGAAAUGUGUUUUUUUCGGAAGAACAAGCAACGGAAAGAGCACAGUCAUCAAUGCCAUGCUGCAAGAUAAAAUCCUCCCAUCCGGUUUGGGACACACCACGAAUUGUUUCCUACAAGUUGAAGGCUCCAAGAAUAAUGAGGCGUACUUGAUGCUGGAGAACACAAGCGAGAAAAGGAGUGUGGAGUCAGUAUCGCAGUUGGGGAAUGCCCUUCACGGAGAAUCCUUGGAUCCAAACGCACUUGUGAGAAUUUUCUGGCCUAGCAAUAAAUGCAACCUCUUGAGGGAUGACGUCGUCCUGCUCGACUCCCCCGGAGUUGACGUGUCGCCCAACGUCGACGAUUGGAUCGACAAGUAUUGCCUCGACGCGGAUGUCUUCGUGAUCGUAGCCAACGCUGAGAGCACUCUCACCACAACGGAGAAAAAAUUCUUUCACAAAGUUUCCGAGCGCUUGUCGAAGCCGAACGUGUUCAUUUUGAACAAUCGAUGGGAUGCGUCGGCUAACGAGCCCGAGUGCAUUGACAAAGUCCGGAAACAGCACCUCGACAGGAAUAUUUCAUUUCUACUAGAGGAGCUGAAGGUCUACGGCAGCAGAUCACAAGCGGAAGAAAGAGUGUUUUUCGUUUCCGCUCGUGAAGUUCUCAAUACGAGAAUUCAGAAACUGAAAGGAGAACAGCCCUCGGGAGGUCAAAUCGAAGGCUAUCAAAGUCGCUAUUUCGAGUUCGAAGAUUUCGAGCGUAAAUUCGAAAAAUGUCUUUCUGAAACCGCUGUGAAGACGAAAUUCCAACAACAUUGCGAGCGGGGCGUGAAGAUCGUCAGCGAAGUGAUGCAAAUCAUGGACAAAGCCUUCCAAAAUGCAACCUCUUUACGAGAAUCGAAGAUCGCAGACAGAAACGAGUAUCUCGAUCGCCUUGAAUUCACCAAAAUGCAGAUGCACGAGCUCACUGAUGAAGUCAAACAUCGGAUCGAGCAGCUUGUCGAACAGGUCGAAUGUCAGGUGACCCAGGCUCUCUCGGAAGAAAUCCGAAAACUCAACGUCCUCGUGACGGAAUACGAGCGACCGUUCCAUCCAGACCCGGCUCUGCUGAACCUCUACAAGAAAGAACUUCACACCUACGUCGAGAAGGGUCUCGGCUCGAAUCUGAAAGCUAGAUUGAAUUUACCUCUGCAGUGUUCAGUGGAAACUUCGCAGAAGGAGAUGGUCAACCGACUCGGCCAGCUGAUCCCGGAAAAUCUCCAAGCUCAAAUGCAGAACGCCCUGCCGAGGAAUCAUUUCGAGCCGCUCUAUCGCUUGAAUUGCGAGUCUCUGUGUUGUGAUUUCCAAGAGGAUCUGGAAUUCAGGUUUUCGUUGGGUUUCGUUGCCAUCAUCAAUCGCUUCCUGGGUCCCCGGAAAGCUCAGCAUCCUCUGCUGGGCCAGAGUUCGAUACCCAGGCCACUUCCCAACGCGACACCGACAGACUCACCAGCUCCGACCCGUCUGCGGGAGGCGUUCGGGAACCCCGCCGAAGAAUGUUUAGCUUUAAUGACGAAGACCGCUCUCCUAUCGCCGACGAGCCAAACAGCCGUGGGACUGUUCGCGGUAGCAGGUAUCGUGGUGAGGACGGUCGGUUGGAAGGUGAUUAUCAUCACGGUUGGCGCCUACGGUAUCGUCUACGCAUACGAAAGAAUGACGUGGACGAAUAAGGCCAAAGAGAAAGCUUUCAAGAAGCAAUACGUACAGCAUGCGUCGGCGAAGCUCAAACUCAUCGUUGAGCUGACAUCCUCGAAUUGUAGUCAUCAAGUACAACAGGAGCUGUCGGGAACGUUUGCACGGCUCGGGCACCUCGUGGACGAGGUCGUUACCGACAUGGAAGCCGAAGUCUCCAAUUUGGAUAAGCAGAUAAGCGAGGCCGAUGGAGCUGCUGGUCAGGCGAGGAAACUCAGGAAUCGCGCCGGUUAUCUCGAAACGGAAUUAGAUACCUUCAGCAAAAAGUACCUUCGUCAUGAGGAAGAAUGAGCCAAGGUCCUGCUUCACGGCUCGGAGAUCAGCGGUACCCAUUACACUGCUCAGAAACGAAUGAUUUAUCAUCUAGAAUCGACUGCUCGCCUGAAUUUGGUAAAUCCGAUCCCCGAAGACACUCGCGACGGAUGUUUGAAAAUUCUUCCGUGACGGGCGGCGUGCAUGUCGGGCAUGGUGUCGAUAUUGGCCGAGAGAGUGAUCCUUUUCGCACUCCCGUCUCUCCCUAUUCCGCGAUUUCCACUCAUAAAAUUCUAUCACUCCAUGAAGAAAGCAUUUUUCAUGAGCCCCGGAAUCUUAUUCCUCCGUCGCGUGGCGAAGUCCCUAUCGAUUCUC
Molecule: messenger RNA, 2637 nt
Organism: Galendromus occidentalis (western predatory mite)
Lineage: Eukaryota; Metazoa; Arthropoda; Arachnida; Mesostigmata; Phytoseiidae
Gene: Marf
Product: Mitochondrial assembly regulatory factor
Exons: 10
Coding region: 1-2301 (766 amino acids)
Biological process (GO): mitochondrion localization; mitochondrial fusion
Cellular component (GO): mitochondrial outer membrane
Molecular function (GO): GTP binding; GTPase activity
Source: RefSeq, a predicted model, not a curated record